CACCGGGGGCGCGGCAGGCUCGUCCCACCCGCCUCCCGCAGCCGCUCGGUGCUCCUGGACGCCGAGACGGGCCAGCUGCGCCUGGUGGACGGCCGCCACCCUGACGCGGUGGCCUGGGCCAACCUUACCAACGCCAUCCGCGAGACCGGGUGGGCCUUUCUGGAGCUGCACACAAAUGGCCAGUUCAACGACAGCCUACAGGCCUACGCGGCAGGCGUGGUGGAGGCCGCCGUGUCCGAGGAGCUCAUCUACAUGCACUGGAUGAACACGGUGGUGAAUUACUGCGGCCCCUUCGAGUAUGAAGUCAGUUACUGCGAGAGGCUCAAGAACUUCCUGGAGGCCAACCUGGAGUGGAUGCAGGAGGAGAUGGAGCUGAACAAGGACUCUGCUUACUGGCACCAGGUGCGGCUGACCCUCCUGCAGCUGAAAGGCCUAGAGGACAGCUAUGAAGGCAGUGUGAUCUUUCCAACUGGGAAGUUCACCAUCAAACCCUUGGGGUUCCUCCUGUUGCAGAUCUCUGGGGACCUCGAAGACUUAGAGCUGGCCCUGAAUAAGACCAAGACCAAGCAUGCUUUGGGCUCUGGCUCCUGCUCCGCCCUCAUCAAGCUGCUGCCUGGCCAAGGUGACCUCCUGGUUGCCCACAACACCUGGCACUCCUACCAGUACAUGCUGCGCAUCAUGAAGAAGUACUGGUUCCAGUUCAGGGAAGGGUCCCAAGAGUCGACCCCGGCUCCCGGCAACAGGGUGAUCUUUUCCUCCUAUCCUGGUACCAUCUUCUCCUGUGAUGACUUCUACAUCCUGGGCAGCGGGCUGGUGACACUGGAGACCACCAUCGGUAACAGGAACCCGGCCCUGUGGAAGUACGUGCAGCCCAAGGGCUCUGUGCUGGAGUGGAUGCGCAACGUCGUGGCCAACCGCCUGGCCCCGGAUGGGGACACCUGGGCCAAUAUCUUUAAGAGGUUCAACAGCGGCACGUACAACAACCAGUGGAUGAUCGUGGACUACAAGGCAUUUGUGCCCGGCAGGCCCAGCCCUGGGAGAAGGGUGCUCACUGUCCUGGAACAGAUCCCGGGCAUGGUGGUGGUGGCCGACAAGACCUCGGAACUGUACCAGAAGACCUACUGGGCCAGCUACAACAUCCCGUCCUUUGAGUCUGUGUUCAACGCCAGCGGGCUGCCCGCCCUUGUGGCCCAGUACGGGGACUGGUUCUCCUACGAUGGGAGCCCCCGGGCGCAGAUCUUCAGGCGGAACCAGUCGCUGGUACACGACCUGGACUCCAUGAUCCGGCUUAUGAGGUACAACGACUUCCUGCACGACCCUCUGUCACUGUGCAAAGCUUGCAGUCCCAAGGCCAAUGGGGAGAACGCCAUCUCGGCCCGCUCCGACCUCAACCCAGCCAACGGCUCCUACCCCUUCCAGGCCCUGCACCAGCGCUCCCACGGGGGCAUCGAUGUGAAGGUGACCAACAUGGCACUGGCCAAGGCCUUGCGCCUCCUGGCGGCCAGUGGCCCCACGUGGGACCAGCUGCCCCCGUUCCAGUGGAGCACCUCGCCCUUCAGCCGCCUGCUGCACAUGGGCCAGCCCGACCUCUGGAAGUUCUCGCCCAUCGAGGUCUGGUGGGACUGAGGCUCCUCCUCUGCUCUGCUGCCUUCCGCCCGUGCUGACCCCAGCAGGGCCACCCCACCGGCUGCCACCCUGAACUCCUGCCUGCCUCCUUGAGUGGGCAUUGCCCCCUGCUGUGCCCAGAUCUGGGACCUGGGUCAGCCAGACCAGGUUUAAUCUCAUCUAGGUGGCCUCCUGGGUAGGGCGUGGAACCUGAUGGAGCCCAAGACUGACUCCUUCCCCAUCUCCCUCUCCAUGUGCGUAUCUCUCUCUUUCUCUCCCCCUACUUCUCUCUGUGUGUCUCUGUCUCUCUGCUCUCCCUGCCCUGCUUUCUCUUUCAUUCUGGAGCUGCAUCAUCAUACUGCCCCUUCCCGAGGGCCAGAGAGGAGUCCUAGGAUCAGGUUCUGGGGCCCCCAGUGGGGCAGGCAGGGGGGGCCUGUUCCCGUCCCUACGUCCCUACCUCCCAACAUCCUUCUGGCUAGAGGCUCUGGAGCUUUGGGGGUUUCAGCCCCGCCCCAGACCUGGGCGUGGCCUCAGGUUGGCAUCUCUCCUCCCAGCCCCCAGCUCCGCCCGCUCUGCUCCUUCUGGAAGCAGCUCCCCUGUUUCUCCUCCUGGACAGCUUCCUUGAGGACAGAAAACAAACAAAAACCAAAGUCCCUGGCAACUUGUGGCCAGAGGGGCCCGAGUGUCCUCUCUCCAGGGGCAGGCAGGAGUGUCAGCCCCUCCAGCCCCAAGCCCGGGCCUGCCCCUGGCCUCAGGGCAGUGUCCUCUGGUCCCCUCCUGUGGGAAUGAGAUCGCAGGCUGUGCCCCAAUUAAACAAGAGAGGCCUUGGCCCCUGUGCUGUGCUUUUUGGGGCAGUGGGGACGGCUGGGUGAGUGCCUUUUGACUCAGGUUUGGGUUCUGCACCAUUCACCCAUGUAUCCUCUAUCCUCCUGCCCAUCCUUCUGUCUGUCUAGCGUCAUCCAUCUGCCAAGCCACCCACCCCUUGUCCAUCUGCCCAGCCAUCUAUCCAUCUGUCCAUCCAUUUCCAAUCACCUGUUCGUCCGUCAUCCAUCCACUCAUCCAUCUACCCAUUCCUCCAUCUGUUCAUGUCUGUCGGACCAUCCAUUUAUCCAUAUGUUUAUUGAACACCUGCUUCUGGGUCCUGUUGCAGGGCCCUGUUAACCACCAAGACCUUCCCAUGUCCUACUGGGGGGUAUAGGUCAGCACAACACAGAACCCCUCCCCCUCUGAUCUUACCCAGAGCCUACAUUGGAAUCAGGACUUGCUCAAUGCUAUGUGCUUGGAGAGAGGAAAUCACACAGCCCUGGAGCCAAGGGCCUGGGUUUGAAUCCUGUCUCCACUUCUUACUAGCUGUGGGACUUAACCUCUCUGAACUUCUGUUACCUCAUCUGUGAGAUGGGUGAAUGAUGUGAACAGCGCUUCCCUGUGUGUGAGGUCGGCGGGGGCGGUGGUACGGAUUUGCUGUACCGGUGGCUGUGACGUAGCCCACACGGGGGCUUACACACUCAAUGUUCAUUCUUUGGCAACAAUUUAUCGAACGCUAAGUACACGCCAGGCAUGGUUAUAAGGUCCUAGGGAUACCUUAUAACAACAGGUACCAACCCCCCGCCCCAAAUCCCUGCUCUUGUGAUGUUUACAUUGGGUGGUAGACAGUACAGAAAAUAAACUUACAGUGUGUAAGAUGCUGGUAACUGCUCUGGAGAAAAUAAAGCACGGUUGAGGUUUG
Messenger RNA from Vicugna pacos (alpaca), 3331 nucleotides. RefSeq names its product phospholipase B domain containing 2 (gene PLBD2). Gene Ontology annotation, biological process: phospholipid catabolic process. The record is from RefSeq and is a predicted model, not a curated record. Gene Ontology annotation, molecular function: glycerophospholipase activity. Lineage: Eukaryota; Metazoa; Chordata; Mammalia; Artiodactyla; Camelidae. Gene Ontology annotation, cellular component: extracellular region.